GUGAUACAGAGCUGCGUGUUUCUUUGAAAUUAUCCUUUAAUUAGGGAUUGUAAUACAAGGAUAUGAUUGAAGAACUAUGAUGACAGCACGUCAUCUCUAUAAAGGACUUUAGAUACUAGGCACCUGUGACCAAGGGAAAUGACUUGUAUUGUACUUCCGACGAUUUUCCAGAAUGAAAGAUAUACUAAACACCAAUGCAAGUAUACUAAUUUUGUUGAUGUAUUAACCAAUAACCAACAGCUUUGACGUAUUCAUUUACGGUUAUAAAGUUUUAAACACGUAGGUGUUAUAAUAGACUUAUAAAGAAGAGAAAAAUAUUUUACUUAGAUAAAUAUAUACAAAACGACGAUUAACAAUUAGUAAACUAACCAGUUUACAUCUGUAUGUGAUUUUGCAAAAUUGUCAUCGCAUUUUCGAUUUAUCUGAGUUGCUAUACUAUCAUAAUUGAAUAAUGAAUACUACUAUCAACAUAUCUAGAUACGUUAUCAAAUAUUUUGGAAAAUAUGAAUUCAUUCAGGAAUCUCCUGGCUUUGCAAUUACAUCUAUAGCAUUACAAACAAUUGCGUCCCUUGUAGGGACAUUCGGGAAUGCUCUAAUUUUGAUUAUUACAGCCAGAUCGAAGGGAAAGAUGAGUGUACAGUCCAUAUUCAUCAUCAACAUAGCUAUAUCAGACAUGUACGUAACUAUGGUAGCAGAUCCUAUGAGCGUUGUUGGUAAAAUUGAAGGCCGGCCAUUCUUCAUGAAGUAUCCAAUUCUGUGCGAUAUAAUCGGGAAAAUGUGUACAGUUUCAUGUAUCGUGUCUUUGGGGUCCAUCACAUUGCUCAGUUUCAACAGAUAUAUAUUAAUCUGUCACAACUCACAUUACGAGAAAAUAUUUACUCGGCGUUCAUGUAUUAUAAUGUGCCUAUCACUGUAUGUCGUUGGUAUGAUCAUGGUUUUGUUAAAUUACGCCGGAAUUGGCGGACAUGGUUUUGAUGACAAAAGUUUGGAAUGUAUUUGGGACAGAAUGGCAACAUACAGUUACACCGUUGUAUUUUCAGUUUGUCUUGUGUGGAUUCCGUUGAUAGUUGUAGGAAUCUCUUACUUAAAAUUGUUUUUAUUUGUCCGACAUACAAGAAAACAGAUCACAAGUAGAGGAAACGCACCAGUCAUUGACAAUAAAUCACUGCGCCUCGCAAAAACAAUAUUUAUUGUGUAUGCGGUAUUUUCAAUUUGUUGGAUACCUUUCGCCAUAUUGCUUGUGGCCGAUUCAAAUGAUACAUUUUCCCAUGAAGUACAUCUUUGUAUCACAGUUUUUGCCCAUUUUCAUCCAUCGAUUAAUUUCUUUAUUUAUUAUUUUUCAAAUGAAAAAUUUAAAAAGGAUUUCCAUAAAAUGUUUCAGAUUGGCAACAAUGAAGUAGAACAUCAGCCUAAUGGCCAAGUUUCUCUAUCUUUUGUAACAAGGGUCAAUGAGAAAUCAUCUUCAUCAAAUUGUUAAAUAAAACCUUACACAAAAGAAAACUUCAAAGGAACAACCAGU
Molecule: messenger RNA, 1519 nt
Organism: Mytilus trossulus (common blue mussel)
Lineage: Eukaryota; Metazoa; Mollusca; Bivalvia; Mytilida; Mytilidae
Product: melatonin receptor type 1B-A-like
Exons: 2
Coding region: 452-1477 (341 amino acids)
Biological process (GO): G protein-coupled receptor signaling pathway; cellular response to light stimulus; phototransduction
Cellular component (GO): plasma membrane
Molecular function (GO): G protein-coupled photoreceptor activity
Source: RefSeq, a predicted model, not a curated record